AUGUCAAAUAAAAAAAGAACCAUUUUAAAAGUUAUCAUUCUUGGGGAUAGUGGUGUUGGAAAGACAUCAUUAAUGAAUCAAUAUGUAAAUAAAAAAUUUACAAAUCAAUACAAGGCGACAAUUGGAGCCGAUUUUUUAACGAAAGAAACCAUAGUUGACAAUGAAAACCUAACAAUGCAAAUAUGGGACACGGCAGGCCAAGAGCGCUUUCAAAGCCUGGGGGUAGCUUUUUACAGAGGAGCCGAUUGCUGUGUGUUAGUUUUUGACUUAACGAAUUACAAAACGUAUGAGUCCUUGGAAUCGUGGAAGGACGAAUUUUUGAUUCAGGCCAGCCCAAAGGAUCCAGACAAUUUCCCCUUUGUCAUAAUUGGAAAUAAAGUUGACGAGACGAAUAAGAGAAAGGUUCAAUCGCUUAAAGUCAUGCAGUGGUGCAAAUCGAACAACAACAUUCCCUAUUUUGAGACGAGCGCAAAGAACGCAAUUAAUGUGGAUCAGGCAUUUGACGAAAUUGCGAGAAAGGCCAUGAAGCAAGAACACCAAGAAGAGCAAAUAUAUCUGCCUGAGACAUUUGCCCUGAACAAUCAGGGUGAUCAAAAAAUAUACAAAAGUCGCUGUUGCUAA
Plasmodium knowlesi strain H is the source of this 621-nucleotide messenger RNA. RefSeq names its product ras-related protein RAB7, putative. The transcript has 7 exons. The record is from RefSeq and is a predicted model, not a curated record. Lineage: Eukaryota; Apicomplexa; Aconoidasida; Haemosporida; Plasmodiidae. Gene Ontology annotation, molecular function: GTP binding; GTPase activity. The coding region runs from base 1 to 621 and encodes 206 amino acids.